Mesorhabditis spiculigera is the source of this 933-nucleotide messenger RNA. NCBI's taxonomy places the organism in Eukaryota, Metazoa, Nematoda, Chromadorea, Rhabditida, Rhabditidae. The record is from the annotation of a GenBank genome assembly.
AUGGCAAACCUGGGCGAGCUGCGCGACAUCGUGCACAGGAUGCAAGAAGAACAUAUGAUGCUCAAGAACCGGGUCUUUGAGCUGGAUGCCGAGAAGGAGAUGCUCAGGCAGGGCAUUCGCAAGCUCAAGAUGGAAAACAUUCGCAUGAAAGAGAAAAUGAAGGCGAUGAAGACGGCGAUCAGCGAAAUCGGUGGCCAGGUCAUCGAAGCGGAACCCGAAAUCUGGGAGAAAGAGUACGACGAGCUGGGCCGCAACGAGUUCCUGCUGAUCGGCGGCAAGCACGACCCGCUCGGCACCAAGUACGAGGCCACCAUCAAGGACGACAACGGCCUGGAGCACAAAUCGGUGGAGCGCUUCUACUGGUACAAAAUGGCCGAACACUUUGGCGACGCCGACGCCAUGCACAAGAUCCAAACGGCCGGCACCGGCAUCGACGCCGAGGAGGUGGCGAAGAACAUCAAGAACUUCAACGAGGAGAAAUGGAAAGCGGAAAAAGUCACCUACUGGGAAAUGGGCCAGCGGCUGAAGCUCGAGCAAGUGCGGCCCAUCCAGAACCUUCUCGUCGAGACCGGCACCACCUACAUCGCGCUGGCCGACCAGGACAAGCAACUCGGCACUGGCUGGCGCAAGAACCGCGAGGAGGCCAACAAGCCCAUCUUCUGGGACGGCGAGAAUUUGGGCGGCAAGUUCCUGAUGAAGUACCGCCAGGACUUGGCCAAGUCACACCAAUGGGCCGGACCCUUCGAAAAACAGGAGACCGAGAAGAAGCACGCCGAGAUGAAGAAGUACGUGUGGCGCCGCAUCGACAAGACGCGCUUCGUGGCCGCCGACAUGGCAGGCGGCAUGGAAGCCGGGGAACCUUCUAGACGAGAUGCCGGUGUCCAGCGCGGCCGGGUCGUCAAAAAGCAGCCGCCGUUCCAGUCAAGCAUUUUC